Molecule: messenger RNA, 2058 nt
Organism: Prorocentrum cordatum
Lineage: Eukaryota; Dinophyceae; Prorocentrales; Prorocentraceae
Source: the annotation of a GenBank genome assembly
GCUGGUCCUCCAUGGCAGCACCCCGCCCACAGGCGUUGUGGCGCGGGCGGGCCUGGACGUGUCUCCGAGGGUGCGGCGCGCUCUGCUGCAGGCGAUGAUGCCCCAGGUCCUCCAGGGCGGCGAGGAGUGGGCGCCGGUGUGGCCUGCAGCGGUGCUCCACGCCGUGGGGGACCGCAGCCGCGCCGUCCGCUUCGCCGCGGCCCGGUGCCUCCUCGCGGCCAUGCAGCGCGGCUGGCCGGGCCGCCUCCUGGCAGACGCCGAGCUCGCGGAGCGCUCCGCCGGGCGGCUCGCCGCUGCCCUGACCUGGUUGCGCCGGCAGGACCCGGAGUGCGGGCACCUGCGGAACCUGCUCGCGCCCGAGCCUGCCCUGGAGCAGUUGGCGCCGGGGAGCUCGCUGGAGCGGGUGCUCUUCGCGCGCGUGGCGGCCGCCUCGGCCGCGGCGCUCGGCGAGGCCCCGCCGGGCGGGGGGCUGCCCCCGCUCGUCCUGCAGGCGCUGAAGAGGAGCAGCCGCCUGGAGUUGAGGCAGCUGCUCCUCAUCGUGCGGGUCGCGGAGCUGCCGCCGCACUCCGCUGGGCGAGCGGCCGUCGCGCAUGCCGCGGCGGCGGUGCUGAAGGCCGCCCAAGUGGGCCCACUGGCGGAGGACCUCCUCCGAGACGGCGCCUUCCCACAGGUGCGCCUCGGGGCCGCCGCCGAGGCCGUCCCGAGCCCGAUGCUGGUCGCGAUGCUGCUGCUGCGCUCAGUGUCCGGCGAUCGUGCCGGUGCCGCCGCCGCAGGCGCGCGCGAGCUUUGGGUGUCGCGCCUCACGGCGGCGGUUUACGACGGCGUGCGGCGGGCCCGCGACGAGGCCGAGGAGAGCGUCUCCGAGCUGGGUCAGGAGGCGGCGUCCGCGAGGGAGGAGCUGGAGGAGGCCCGCUGGGUGCUCGCGUCCCAGCAGUCCCGCGGAGACGUCGCAGAGGUCGCAGAGGCGCUGCGCGCCAGGUGUGGCCAGAUCGAGGAGACCACCCGGGCGAUGGGCGAGGCCCUGGCGAAAGCAGAGGAGAGGCGCGACGAGCUGCGUCUUCGCGCCGUGCUCAUCUCAACGGCCUGGCUUCAACAGAGCCGGGCGCCCCUUGAGCGGGACGCGGCGCAGAGCGGACUGCUCGACACAACGCUCCGGUCUGCGGUGCGCGCACCGAACGGAGAUCACACCACUCAAGUCACGGCGCUGAUGGGUAUUGCGGUGUACGCGACUAAGAGCGCAGAUCAUGCAGAAUCCCACUGGCCGUUCUUCAUGGGGCUGCUAGAGGCCCAGCUGCCCUCACUGCGGGACCCUAUCUCAGAGCUCGCCGAUUCCGCGCCACCUCGAGUGGCGGCACGCCUUGCGGAGAUCGCGGUGCUCUUCUUGACCGACGCGGUGCUUCUGCACGGCGGCACGCUGGGAGAAGGCUGCACGCUGGAUCUGUUCGUGGCGCUGGCCAGGGUCUUGGUGAGCGUCGACCUGGCGAGCAGCACUGCCUCGUGCGUCAGCAACGACCAAGCUCACCUCCGGGCGGUAGUCUGCGACCGUGCCUGCUGCCUCACCAUGAUGGGCCACCUCUUUCACGGCGGCGCAGCUGCCAAGUGGAUGCUCGGGCGCCUGCUCGGCGAGGUAUGCGGCGUGGGGCGGUCCCUUGCGGCGAGCGCCCAGCCGGACGGGGGCGACGGGCCGCGCGGCCUGCCUACCCGCUGCGGCGCGGGCGACGACGGAGGCCCGGACAGCGUGGCGAGGGCGGUCUGCUGUGGCCGCCUGCUGCACUUCUUCGGCACGCUUCCGCUCCUCACGCCCACCCACGCAGAGGCCUUCGUGCAGGCGGCGGAGGCGUUCUUCGGGGCGAGGCUGUGGAUGCUGGACCCCCAGCCGCACGCGUCUGCUGCGCGGGCGACGCCGCCGAGCCGCCUUGCGCGCCUGGCCUGCAGGCGCCUGGGCCUGGCAGCGCUGGCGCUGGAGCGCAUGGGCGCCGCCCCGGCGGCUCUGCAGCUGCGGGUGGUCCGGGCUGCGGCGGCGGCCCUGCUCGCAGCCCCUGCGCUGCAGCAGGCGGU